CCAAAAGUCUGAUAUGUUAAAUUUUAUCAAGAGCAUCUUUUGAGAUUAACGAAGAGUCGAAGACUUUUGAGAAAGAGAGAGAGACUUGAAAUUCCAGAUCCAACUUUUCUUCUUCUUCUUCUUGUUCACCAAUCUGGUAGUAAUACGACAAUGGAUUCUGAGGGAGUAUCACUACCGUUGAUCCACGAUCAGCCUUGGAAUGAUAUGAGGAAAGGCGAUUGUUGUGGACGUUUGGAAGCUAUCAGUGAUGGUUACUAUUGCAAAAGCUGUGAUUUAUUCGUCCACAAGAAAUGUGGCGACGAGUGCUCCGAAUUUAUCGAACACCCAUGUCACUCCAUUCACACUCUCAAGCUUGUACGUGGAGGGAGGAUAAAACGAGGUAGUUAUUGCGAGUUAUGUGGAAAGAGUAUAAACGUGAACCUAUGGUAUCGCUGCAAGAUCUGUGACUUUGAUGUGGAUCUACAUUGUGCCAAGUACCCACCACCAGAGGUCAUUGAAGUUUCCGAGACGCAUCACCACAAGGUCACCCUUUUCAAGGAACAAAUCGAGUUUGUUUGUGAUGCUAAAUGUGGGAAGAUUGGUAAUGGGUUUCCGUACAGAUGUCAUGAAUGUGGUAUAUCCUUCCAUGUUGAUUGCGUAUGGAAUCCGUCGGAGGUAAAACGCCUGUCAGAGUUAAACCACUCUUUCCAUUCCUCGCACCCUCUUAAGUUCCUGACGGGUCAACCACCGGACUAUUGUGAUGGAAAAUGUCGUCUUUGCAGAAGAGAGAUUGAUGAGUUAUUUUAUCAUUGUUCUCCAUGUAACUUCACCUUGGAUAUGCAUUGUGUUUUAAACCCACCACCGCAAUCAUUUCUGGAUUUGAAAGCUCAUGAUCACCAACUCGCUCUUCUCCCAAGACUCAUUUCGUUUACAUGUAAUGCUUGCGGGUUGAGUGGAGAUCGCAGCCCUUACAUAUGUGUUCAAUGUGAUUUCAUGAUCCACCAAGACUGUCUUGGCCUUCCACGCAUCAUAAGCAUUAAUCGCCAUUAUCACAGACUUACUCGCACUUCUGUUAUUGGUGUUGUGAAUUCUGUAUGUGGAGUUUGCCGCCGAAAGAUGGAUUGGACUUGUGGGGGUUAUUCUUGUCAAAUGUGUCCGAGCUAUUUCGUUCAUUCUAAAUGUGCUACUAGAAUAGAUGUGUGGGACGGGAAAGAACUUGAAGGAAUACGUGAAGAAAUUGAAGAUAUCGAGCCAUAUGUGGUAAUAGAUGACACAAUACAACAUUUCAGCCACAAAGAGCAUUACCUAAGACUCCAUGUUAAUGGUCAUCUUUGUGAAGAAACGAAGCGGUGCAAUGCUUGCACCCAUCCCAUUUGUCUCCAAUCCUUCUAUGGAUGUGUUGAUUGUGAUUUCAUUCUCCACCAAUCGUGUGCCGAUGUUCCUACAAAGAUAUGGCACAUGCUGGACAAUGAACAACUGACUUUAGUUACAAGCGAGGACAAUAUUUUUGAGUGUUAUGCUUGUCAUAGAAUGUCCAAUGGUUUCAGGUACCAGCAUAAGGAUAAGGUACUAGAUGUCCUAUGCGGAACAAUUCCCGAGCAAUUAUACCAUCCAAGUCAUCCCCAUCAUCCCUUAUAUUACAUUCCACAAGAUGGAAGCAGAGAAUGCAACGGUUGCAACGAGUUGGCAUCUCCUGUGCUCACGUGCAUUGAAAGUGGCUGUGAAUUUGUCUUGGAUUUCAAAUGCGCCACUUUACCACUUGUGGUAAAGCACAACAUUGAUGACGAUCAUCCUUUCUCGCUAUGCUAUGGCAAAAAGGCUUGUGGUAAACACUGGUGUGACAUUUGUGAAAAUGAAUGCAAUAUAGAGAGAUGGUACUACACAUGUAAAGAUCAGGAGGAUAGUUUGCAUCCAAGUUGUGUGCUCGGAGACUUUACAGGGCUAAUGCCAACAAGCACAGUAGAGGUUUUAAGCAGAUCAUUUGAGGUGGUGCUCAAUAAUAGUGUAUACCGUCCAUUUUGCAAAUGGUGUAAGUUGCGUUGCUUGUACCCUAUCAUGUUGAAGAUGCUUGGAACCUCGGAUACAUACGUUUGUUCUAGUGAUUGCCUUUUUAACGUGCUAGAUUCUAUCAACGGAGUGGAUAAAGAAUCUUGAAGCCCAACAAUGCAAUAAAGCACGUGAAGCCAAAGAAGAUAGUCUUAAUAAAAUUUUAGAACUUCAUAAGAGGUUUCUUCGUGUGAUUUCUAUUUCUAUUUUUCUCUGUACUUGUAAAAGUAUGAUGUUUUGCUAUUUGUAUUUCUUAAGAACUCUGUGUUUUUCGAUCCACAUCUUAUUUUUAUUAUGACUUGAUUUCCCCGUAA
Molecule: messenger RNA, 2339 nt
Organism: Arabidopsis lyrata subsp. lyrata
Lineage: Eukaryota; Viridiplantae; Streptophyta; Magnoliopsida; Brassicales; Brassicaceae
Source: RefSeq, a predicted model, not a curated record